AAAGCGGAAAUAACAUGCGUUUUUAUUGUGCUUCCUUUUUUUCGUUGCCCCGUGGCGUUCUAUUCCCACAUUUAUUAUGCUCGGUAUUCUGUUGAACAGUUGCAUAAAGAAGCGGUUACCGACAGCCACAUACAAUCACAACUACCGAGAUGUGUUGCUUCUCAUAACUGAGGAAUAUUGUGCAAGCAGGAUGACAGUUUGUCAAUGGUAUAUUCACACAUCUCUGAGGAAUCUGAGCAUGAUCGGCGUGCUGUAGUCUCAGAGGAGCAUCAUUACAAGAGAAAUGUGACACUAGAGCACACCCUUCGCUUUGCUUGGGAAUGGAUUAAAGUGAAAGACUUCAUCCUUCCUAAAGGUUACGUUUUGACUGGGUGGGAAUGCAAAACUGUGGCUGGUAAAGAGCACCCUGCCUCUCAGAAAUGCCCAGACGGGGGCUUCCUCUGCAGGGGCGGGCGCGCUGGCUUCUCCUGGGUAUAUUUUUGCUCCUGGUGCUGCUGCUCUUUGCUUACCUGCUGGAAUGCACGCCCCCUGCAGAUGUGAGUCAGGUGCUGCCUGGCCUGGGCGGAGAUCCGUAUGGGAAGGAGUAUUACCAGGCCCUCCUGCAGGAGCAGGAAGAGCGGCAUCUCAGCCGAGCGGCCAGCCUCAAGAGGCAGAUCGCACAGCUCAAACAAGAACUCCAAGAGAUGAGCGAGAAACUGAGAAUACUUCAAGAAAAAAAGGAGGGUCCCGGGCCACAGAGCCUGAUUGAUGGCAGAGAUCAAGAGCCGAGUGACCUCUUGGAGUACCUGCACUCACAAAUCGACAAAGCAGAGGUGAAUACAGGAGCGAGGCUGCCAAGCGAGUACGCGCUUGUGCCCUUUGAGAGCUUCACCACCACAAAGGUGUACCAGCUGGAGAUGGGCCUGACGCGCCACCCCGAGGAGAAGCCUGUGCGGAAGGACCGGAGGGAUGAGUUGGUGGAGGUGAUAGAAGCGGGUUUGGAUAUUAUUAAUAACCCAGAAGAUGAUGACGGACAGGAGGACAACAUCCCCAUGCAGAGGCAGACGUUCACAGAAAGCCAUUUUUUUGAGGGACUCUACAGGACCGAGAGGGACAAAGGCACACUGUAUGAGCUCUACUUCGCUAAAGAGAAUUCCCACGAGUACCGUCACGUCACCCUCUUCCGUCCAUUUGGGCCCCUCAUGAAAGUGAGGAGCACGUCUGUAGACGCCGCCAGCACCAUCAUUAACAUCAUAGUGCCACUGUCAGGCCGUACUGAAGCCUUUGUUCAGUUCUUGCACAACUUCAGGGAGGUUUGUAUACAGCAGGACAAGCGGGUGCAUCUCACAGUGGUGUAUUUUGGUCAGAUGGGCUUGCAGGAGGUGAAGGCGUCUUUGAAGAAAAUGUCCAGCGAGGAGAACUUCAGUAACUACACUCUGAUCCCUGUGGAUGAGGAGUUUUCACGUGGCCGUGGUCUGGACAUUGGAGCUCAUGCGUGGGAGAAAGGGGGGGACGUGUUGAUGUUCUUCUGUGACGUUGACAUCUACUUCACCCUGGAAUUUCUUAGUACUUGUCGGCUUAAUACAGCUCCAGGUAAACGUGUUUUCUAUCCGGUGGUUUUCAGUUUGUACAAUCCAGCUAUAGUUUAUGGAAAUCUUGAGUUUCCACCCCCAAUUGAGAAUCAGCUGAUUCAUAAAAAAGAUGCCGGAUUCUGGAGGGAUUUUGGAUUUGGCAUGACUUGUCAGUAUCGCUCUGACUUUCUAAGCAUUGGAGGAUUUGAUCUGGAAGUGAAAGGCUGGGGUGUAGAAGAUGUGCACUUGUACAGGAAGUACCUACGGAGUGAUCAGAUUGUGAUCCGCACUCCGGUAUCAGGCCUCUUCCACCUGUGGCAUGAGAAGCUGUGCGCAGACGAGCUGACCCCAGAACAGUACCGCAUGUGCAUCCAGUCCAAGGCAAUGAAUGAGGCGUCACACUCUCACCUGGGCAUGCUUGUGUUCAGGGAGGAGAUCGAGACUCACCUUCGAAAGCAGGCCUACAAAACUCAGAGCAGACCAGCAGAAUGAAUCAACAAUGCAGCAAGGAGCACAACUUUGUUGAUAACAGCAAUGAAGAAAUGGGUCAAAAUAAUUGUUUUCAUAUUAUCUGAACUAAAGUCAAAUCUAUAUAAUUAUCCAAGGAUUACAGAAGACUUUGACAACAAAGACUAAGUGUUAUGAGAGGAUGGUACUGAUUGGUACUACAUAAAGCGUUUACACUUACUUUGAUUUACGUUCUGAAAUAGUUUGCUUUAAUGCCAAUUUAUGCCAGUUUAGGUGUUAAGCACCUAACCUUUUUGGAUUUGUUUACUACAUGUGUGAAUAAUGACCAGUCCCUUUGGGGAAAUAAGUUACUGGAGAGAUUGUUUGGGCCUCAUUCAUGAAAAUAAGUUUGUGGAAGCAAUUCAUAAAUUUGUUGUGUAAAUUGUCUUGUUGAAGUGAAUGCAACAGCUUGCAUAAAAACAUGUUUUAGGGCUGGGACAAUACAUCGAUUCUCGAUACAAUUAUUCUGUAUCGAUUCAGAUAUUUUCCGAAUGUAUCGCCAAUCGAUUCUGAGCUUAGUUUUUAACAGCAGAUGGCACUACGUGCUUUAGAAACAACCGUACUCUGCCUGCUUCCAAUUUACUUGAACCUAAAAUAAUCAUUCGUAAAGUUCGAAAAGGUUGAAGCGAAUUACAAGGGUGUUCGCAGUGGGCUGUUUACAUUAAUUUCGCGUCAUAAAAGGUGCAAGUAUAUUUAACCACUUACAUGACUCAGCCGAACGCACGAACGCUGUCAGCACUCUUCUUUGUGAGCGUUUGAGUGUGCGGUUAAAAGCUAGACUAGAGCGCCAUCUGCUGUUAAAAACUAAGCUCAGAAUCGAUUCAAGAAAGAAUCAAGAUACGUUCGGAAAAUAUCAGAACCGAUACAGAAUAAUUGUAUCGAGAAUCGAUGUAUUGUCCCAGCCCUAUUUUAUACAAAUGAUUUGCACAGAACUUGUUCUACUCUUGAUUUGUGUAAAGCAUGUUUUUGUUUUUUGCCAUUAAUUGACAAAGCCAUGUUACAUUUUUAUAUUAUUUCUGUUGAAAAUGUGUAUGGUGUGACAAAAAGGGAGAUAUGUUGCUAAAAGGGACAAUCAUCCACAUGUGGAUGUAGUUACACUUGCCAUGCUGGAUUUGUACUGUAGGUUGUUUCUGCUGGAACAGUAUUCAGACUCUUCCCCAAUCUUCCACAUUUUUGCUGUGUGAGAUAGCAUGGACCUGAUAUGCAUUGAUGCAUGUGUCAAACCUUUACUUUGCACCAUGUGUGAGGACACUGGUCAGUGCCAUAGCGAUAUCUGUCAGGGGUUUAUGUUACAGGCUCUAAACAUCCAAUGCUUUGGCCUGUGCAACCACUUUGAAAUGAAUCUGUGGUAUAUAGUAAAUUGAGGUAUUAAAAAAAACAGCUGUUGAUGAAGACAUUAUGUAUUAAUUCCACUUAAACUGGCAGGUAGAUUAAAACUAACCGUUGCUAUCUAUUGUAGAGCCUCCAAUUGAUCAGGAUGUUGGGUUACAUUGCUCAUUUUCUAAAACAAAUAAAAGGAUUACAACAAGCUA
Messenger RNA from Ctenopharyngodon idella (grass carp), 3589 nucleotides. RefSeq names its product chondroitin sulfate N-acetylgalactosaminyltransferase 2 (gene csgalnact2). Lineage: Eukaryota; Metazoa; Chordata; Actinopteri; Cypriniformes; Xenocyprididae. Gene Ontology annotation, molecular function: glucuronosyl-N-acetylgalactosaminyl-proteoglycan 4-beta-N-acetylgalactosaminyltransferase activity. The transcript has 8 exons. Gene Ontology annotation, cellular component: Golgi cisterna membrane. The coding region runs from base 420 to 2042 and encodes 540 amino acids. The record is from RefSeq and is a predicted model, not a curated record.